AUGUACCAGUUUCCACCCGGCCUAUCCCUACACGAUGCCUUCUUCUUCCUUCCCCCCGAGGUUCGCGCCAUUGUCACCCACUGGUUCACCAAUACUCCCUUCACCCAGUCCGACCUCGCUCGUAUGGUCCGCAUAAACAAGCACCACUACGCCCACUUCAUUCCUGAGCUUUACAACGCCAUCUCACUAGACCGGCAAAACUGCGAGACGUUCUUCUACCCCUUGAUCAACGAUACUCAUGAUCCUCGAGAAGCCCUAGAUCGCCACAGAUAUAGUCUGACGGAGGAGUGGUCGAAGGUGAAUCACGGUGUGACUUUCAUCCCCAACGCCGCUGUUCGAAAACUCGCCUGCCUCAGCUGCGUCCAGAGGGUGGUGCUCGCCCAUACCGACGCCGUUAUGCGGUGCAAGGAGGCUGCUGAAAUCGCAUGGUACUUUAACGAGAGUGACGAAAGCUCUGACUCGCGAGGAAUGGCCUACAGCAACAGCAAGCUAUUCCCGGCCGCCCAGUGGCUCGCCUUUGGUGACCAAAUCACUCAAAAACUGAAUACCUACUUCAAUGUAUGGAUGGGCCCCGUCAUCGACCUUUGUGGGAGUGAGAUGCUCCCUCCAGUAAUUCGUGCUGGCAUCUCAGUGUGCUUCCAUACAAAGUCUUCUCACAAGCUGGGAUGGGAGGAUGACGUUCUGAGGAAGUUCAGCAUCCUUUCGGACGUCAAAGACGCAUCGCUCCACAACAUGUACCCCACCUUUGUCCCCUGCAACUUGGAGCAAUUUGAGCGUCUUCGUGUCUACCUACCUCAGGAGAAGCCGGAAGGGGAUGCAAGUGUAAUAAUCGAGGAAUGGAUCAAAGCACUUCGCGACGUUGUGACUAGUGCUAUUCUCUGGAUGGCACGCCGUGGCUUUCGAAUUGACAUCUACAAUACUGACAUUACGGACAUACGGGCGAUACUAGCCAAUCUCGAGGAGACGCCUGAGCGAGUGGAGCUUUGGAAGGAGAUUCUGCAUCUUCAUGACUCGUCUUCGGUGGAGUCUUGUCCGGGGUGUGGAGGUAUAUAG
This is a messenger RNA of Cryptococcus wingfieldii CBS 7118, 1053 nucleotides long. RefSeq lists its product as hypothetical. The record is from RefSeq and is a predicted model, not a curated record. Lineage: Eukaryota; Fungi; Basidiomycota; Tremellomycetes; Tremellales; Cryptococcaceae. Bases 1 to 1053 code for a protein of 350 amino acids. The transcript has 2 exons.